Molecule: messenger RNA, 3695 nt
Organism: Dioscorea cayenensis subsp. rotundata (Guinea yam)
Lineage: Eukaryota; Viridiplantae; Streptophyta; Magnoliopsida; Dioscoreales; Dioscoreaceae
Product: protein TPR3-like
Exons: 26
Coding region: 167-3562 (1131 amino acids)
Biological process (GO): regulation of DNA-templated transcription
Molecular function (GO): protein binding
Source: RefSeq, a predicted model, not a curated record
AAUAAAUCCUCCAUCGCUGCGUCCCAAAUCCGAUAUUUCUUCUCAUUUUGCUUCUUUUUUUUUCCGAUUAAAUUAGCGCAGGAAUCGCGGUUUUCGAUCUCCGAUCUAUCGCUCGGUGGCCUCGCUUCUCGCCGGAGGGAUUUGGGUGAAGGACGGAGGCGUGAGGAUGUCGUCUCUUAGCAGGGAGCUGGUGUUUCUUAUAUUGCAGUUUCUAGAUGAGGAGAAGUUCAAGGAGACUGUUCACAAACUUGAGCAGGAGUCUGGGUUUUACUUCAAUAUGAAGUAUUUUGAGGAUGAGGUGCACAAUGGGAACUGGGAUGAGGUUGAGCGGUACCUCUCUGGCUUCACCAAGGUGGAUGAUAAUCGGUAUUCCAUGAAAAUUUUCUUUGAGAUUCGGAAGCAGAAGUAUCUUGAGGCAUUGGACAAGCGUGACCGUGCAAAGGCCGUUGAUGUGCUCGUGAAGGAUUUGAAAGUCUUUUCUACAUUUAAUGAAGAGCUUUUUAAAGAAAUUACACAGCUUUUGACAUUAGAGAAUUUCAGAGAAAAUGAGCAGCUCUCAAAAUAUGGUGAUACAAAAUCAGCAAGAGCAAUUAUGCUGGUUGAGCUUAAGAAGCUAAUUGAAGCAAAUCCUUUGUUCCGUGACAAGUUGCUGUUUCCCAGUCUGAAGAAUUCAAGGUUACGCACUCUUAUCAAUCAAAGCUUGAACUGGCAGCACCAACUUUGUAAAAACCCGAGGCCGAACCCUGACAUAAAAACCCUUUUUGUUGAUCAUUCAUGUGGACAACCAAAUGGUCCACACACCCCCUCACCAGCAAAUAAUCCAUUAAUUGGAUCCAUACCCAAAUCAGGAGGUUUCCCUCCAUUGGGCGCCCAUGGGCCUUUUCAACCUGCACAAGCACCAGUUCCUACUCCACUCGCUAGUUGGAUGUCUAACCCACCAGCUGUAGCACACCCAUCAGUGUCUGGUGGAGCUAUUGGACUCACUGCUCCUACAAAUCCUGUUGCAAUUUUGAAGCAUCCUAGGACUCCCCCAACUAGUAACCCUUCGAUAGAUUACCCAUCAGCUGAGUCUGAUCAUGUAUCCAAAAGAACAAGACCUGAUGAGGUAAAUAUGCAAGUAAAUAUUCUUCCAGUUACCUAUCCUCAAAGCCACAGUCAAGCUAUGGUCACUCCAGAUGACCUACCAAAGACUGUUGCUAGAGCACUUAUCCAGGGAUCAGCACCGAUGAGCAUGGAUUUUCAUCCCAUUCAACAAACUAUUCUCCUUGUUGGUACAAAUGCUGGUGAUAUUGGAUUAUGGGAUGUUGGACUGAGGGAGAGAUUAGUCUUGAAGAAUUUCAAGCUUUGGGAAUUUGGAACAUGUCCUGUGUCCCUGCAGGCCGCUCUAGUUAAAGAUCCUGGUGUUUCAGUUAACCGUAUACUGUGGAGUCCGGAUGGUUCCUUGUUUGGUGUUGCAUACUCCAAGCAUAUUGUGCAAUUAUAUUCUUAUCAUGGUGGUGAUGAUGUUAGGCAGCAUUUGCAGAUUGAUGCUCAUGUUGGUGGUGUUAAUGAUCUGGCAUUCUCUCAUCCCAAUAAACAACUGUGUGUAAUCACCUGUGGAGAUGACAAGAUGAUUAAGGUGUGGGAUGCAAGUAGUGGCACCAAACAAUAUACUUUUGAAGGUCAUGACGCACCUGUUUAUUCAGUUUGUCCCCAUUACAAGGAGAAUAUCCAGUUCAUCUUUUCAACUGCGUUGGAUGGAAAGAUAAAGGCAUGGUUGUAUGAUAAUGUGGGAUCCAGAAUUGAUUAUGAUGCCCCGGGUCACUGGUGCACUACAAUGGCUUAUAGUGCUGAUGGAUCUAGGCUCUUUUCCUGUGGGACCAGCAAGGAUGGAGAAUCUUCCAUUGUGGAAUGGAAUGAAAGUGAAGGUGCGGUAAAAAGAACAUAUCAAGGAUUUCGUAAACGAUCAAUGGGUGUCGUGCAAUUUGAUACCACUAGAAACCGGUUUUUGGCUGCUGGUGAUGAGGGUUUGAUAAAAUUCUGGGAUAUGGAUAAUACCAAUUUGCUGACAACAAUUGAUGCUGAGGGUGGCCUGCCAGCAAGUCCACGAAUACGCUUCAACAAGGAGGGUACAUUGCUUGCUGUUUCUACAGUUGAUAAUGGGAUUAAAAUCUUAGCAAAUUCUGAUGGGAUUAGGUUGCUGAGGACUCUUGAAAGCCGUUCUUUUGACGCCUCUAGAAGUGUUUCAGAGAAUUUGGCAAAGCCUGUGAUAAGCCCGUUAUCAACUGUUGCUGUUGCAACCAGUUCCGGAAUACUAGAUAGAGUUGUUCCUCCUGUAGUUGUUACUGGAAUGGAUGGAGACAGCAGAAACUUGGGAGAUGUAAAAAGUCGAAUAGCUGAUGAAGCAAUGGAGAAAUCAAAAAUUUGGAAGCUCACAGAAAUUAAUGAACCAGCUCAAUGUCGAUCCUUGAGGCUCUUUGAUAACAUGAAAACAAGCAAGAUAUCGAGGCUAAUUUAUACAAAUUCUGGAAUUGCCAUCUUGGCCUUGGCAUCCAAUGCUACACAUCUUCUAUGGAAGUGGCCACGAAAUGAACGCCAUCUGAGUGGAAAGGCAACAGCAAGUGUUGUUCCUCAAUUAUGGCAACCUUCAAGUGGUAUAAUAAUGACCAAUGAAAUAACUGACAUAAAUCCUGAGGAAGCAGUUCCUUGCUUUGCUUUGUCGAAGAAUGACUCUUACGUCAUGUCUGCAUCUGGUGGAAAAAUUUCUCUCUUUAACAUGAUGACUUUUAAGACCAUGACAACAUUCAUGCCUCCGCCACCGGCGGCAACAUUUCUUGCAUUUCAUCCUCAGGAUAAUAAUAUAAUAGCUAUUGGAAUGGAUGACUCGACGAUCCAAAUUUAUAAUGUUCGAGUAGAUGAGGUCAAGAGUAAACUUAGGGGCCACACAAAAAGAAUCACUGGUCUUGCCUUCUCAAACACGCUGAAUGUGUUGGUUUCAUCUGGAGCUGAUGCUCAGAUAUGUGUGUGGGGGACUGAUGGGUGGGAGAAGUUAAGAAGUAAAUUUCUGCAAAUUCCACCUGGCCGCAAUCCAAAUGUAGUUUCGGAUACCCGUGUCCAGUUUCAUCAGGAUCAGAUACACUUCCUAGCUGUCCACGAGACACAGAUUGCUCUAUAUGACACUAACAAGCUGGAGUGUGUAAAGCAAUGGAUGCCUCGUGAAUCUUCGGCGCCUAUUUCCCAUGCCACAUUCUCAUGUGACAGUCAGUUGAUUUAUGUCAGCUUUCUCGAUGCUACUGUCUAUGUAUUUAGUGCUGCCAACCUUAAACUACGCUGUCGGAUCAAUCCUACUGCAUAUCUUCCGGCUAAUAUCAGUUCGACAGUGCAUCCACUCGUCAUCGCUGCUCAUCCAUCGGAACCAAACCAAUUUGCAUUAGGACUGACAGACGGCGGUGUCCAUGUAUUGGAGCCUCUAGAAUCCGAAGGCAAAUGGGGAGUUGUACCACCCACCGAAAACGGGUCUGCAUGCAGCAUGUCCUCAGCACCUCCCGCCGGAGCCUCAGGUUCAGAUCAACAGCAGAGGUGACGGAAGACGAUCUUAUAUCUGUCUUAUUAAUCUUUCGCCUUCCAUGUUAAGAAGUUGCUAACUAGGGCAUGCUUGCAAGCUGCAUUUUUCUUCAAAAGGCUGCAGCAUUGUUUGUACUGUUGUCUGUAUGAAA